AUCUGCUGCGAAGCACUUUCUAUCGUUUGUAACUUCAAAACACGAUUUCUUAGAAUUGAUCUCAUGACUAACAUUUCUUAGAAUUAAAGGACGAUACAAAGGAAGAAAAUAGAUUGCAAAGUACAGGCUUUUAAUUCCAUACGCUUAAUAGCAAGAUCAAUGCCUCGUAACCGAAGAACUAAGAAAGCAAAAACCAAAGACACACUGGAGUUCACCGUCUACAUAUACGAGUCAGAGUACCGACAGAUACAAGCUUGGGUUGAUAAACACCAAAACCUUGAAACUGGAGGAGACUUGUUUGGCUUAUGGACAGACGACCACACUGCAGUUGUGCAGCUCGYACUCGGGCCAGGGAAACACUGUAGACGAACAUCAGCUUCCUUCUACCAAGAUGUUAAGUACCUUGAUCGAGUGGGUAACCUCUUGACUAACGAAGAAGGGUUGUGUCAUAUUGGAGAAUGGCACUCUCAUCACAAACUCGCUUUAAAGGAGCCAAGUGGAGGAGACGAGAAUACAGUCUGGACCAACAUGGAUAGAUAUGGUAUCUACCGAUUUCUCCUCUUUAUUGCCACCAUUGAUGGAAGUUGGUGGUACAAAGAGUCGACACCAGAUGAUGUAAGCGUAAGAGGCUUUCUUUUUAAGACCACUGACGAGAAAGAUCGGCUCCUUUCGGGAUGCAAAUUUAUUCUUUUGCCAGAAAAAAGUCCUUUCCGAUCAAAAUACAUUGAUGAAAUCACAGAAGGAGCUGAGAGUGUAAAUGAGGAGCAAGAGAUUCAAAAAGCUUAUGUUCCAGUCCAUAAGUACAAAAACAAGGGACAAAAGCAUGCUUACCAAGCCUUGGAAGUGGAAGAACCGGAAAACCAGGAACCAGAAGGCAAGAAACGAAGCCUCGAGCAGUCUUAUUUUAGAAGAUGCUUCAAUCUUAUUUUUCACGUUUGCUUCCCUUAUAUGUGGCUUUGUUGCAAAAGAUUAUGCAAUGCGCUAGGUCGUUGCUUUUGCAGGUGCAUGUGUUUUUGGAAUGACAAGGAAAUGGAAGACACCAAUGCAACUGAACCAGCAAACUCUAGCUGGAAAAUUUUCUUCCGGGAUCUCAUUCAUUGUUUCUGUCCAAUAUGUUGGUUUUCUUCAAAAUCUCAUUUUCAACAGAGAAGACUUGGGUUGGAAAAAAACAUCCUACAAGACAAGUUCCCAGGUAAAGUGACUUGGACCGAUCCAACGUCGCGGGGCAAAACACAAGUGGAAGUGGCCAUGAAUACGAAYAACGAAAAACCCUACAAGCUGCGAAUCUAUGUUCCUGAAGAUUAUCCAAAUUUCUGCCCAGAUAUGGUAGUGAGCUAUCCUAACCACCAACUGAAAAGACRUGAUGGAAGAAGCCUCCUUAAUUACGAUGACCACGUUUUGGAUGCAAGGGAUAAUCUUACAAAGAUUUGUCAUUUUAGACCGAAUAAAUGGACGUCUGACAACACCUUGUAUYAAGUGUUUAUGAAGGGAAGGUUAUGGCUGGAAGCUUACGAACUUCACCUAACAACUGGCAAACUAAUGGAGAGUCUCUUAAGAGAAAUGCCUUUCACCGUCUACAUAUACGAGUCAGAGUACCGACAGAUACAAGCUUGGGUUGAUAAAUACCAAAACCUUGAAACUGGAGGAGACUUGUUUGGCUUAUGGGCAGACGACCACACUGCAGUGGUGCAGCUCGUACUCGGGCCAGGGAAACACUGUAGACGAACAUCAGCUUCCUUCUACCAAGAUGUUAAGUACCUUGAUCGAGUAGGUAACCUCUUGACUAACGAAGAAGGGUUGUGUCAUAUUGGAGAAUGGCACUCUCAUCACAGACUCGCAUUAAAGGAGCCAAGUGGAGGAGACAAGAAUACAGUCUGGACCAACAUGGAUAGAUAUGGUAUCUACCGAUUUCUCCUCUUUAUUGCCACCAUUGAUAGAAGUUGGUCGCAGGAAGGGUCAAUACAAAAUAAUGUUGGAAUAAAUUGUUUUCUUUUCAAAAUCAAUCCGCGAGAGGGCAAUCCAUACUAUCAAGUUCAGGAGGGCAUAUUUGAAAAAGUCAAAAAAGAAAGCCCAUUACGGUUAAAAUACACGGAGGACAUAAAGAYAGGAGCUGAGAGUGAUACUGAAUUAGUUGUUGUAGAAGACAAGGAACCAGAAGACAACAAAGGAUCUGAAAUAUGUUGUUUCUUUUGUAGUCUCUGCCCCAUGUGUUUGCUAAUUAACUGUCCAUGGCUAAGCAAACACUGAACCCGCUGAAAGAUCUGGAAUCCUGAAUAUGUUGUUGUUUAAUUGAUGUUUGUCUGUUUGUUUGUUUUUGUGGCUUUUUUCGUCGUUUCUGUCCCAUGUGAUUGUUUGUUGACUGACCUUAAAAUAACUGUCCAUGACCAUGGUAUAAAUCGAGUUGCACUUAUUGUCGUGGGGCGUGGGUAAAAGUCGUGGGUCCCGAAAAAUAAGAUAAAAUAAGAUAAAAUUCAUGUAAGAUAAGAUAAAAUAAAUAGAUAAAAAUAUCGACAAUUAGAUUUCGAAAAAAUAAGUGUAGAAUUCGAUUUACACAGUACAGGAAAUAGUCUGAGUACUCAGGCUAAACAGCAUAGCACAACAGAAGCCAUGCAAUGACAAGCUGUAACUGAAUACUCAUAUUAUGACACUUCAAAUAUAGGUAUGAUAUAAUAAUCUAACCAAUAAUCGGUACUAACACUGCCGAAACUAGCUGAAACUUCAUAGUUGCAGACUAGACUUUGUUUUUGCUGAUCCUUCGCCUUUGCUUCUCAUUCCUUUAUACUCUAUUCAUUAUUUUAUCAAACAGUUUAUAUUUUGAGAACAUGUUUUAUUUUGAUCAAAUAUAGUUAUACCAACUCUGGUUAUACAAAAGAACAUUUAUAAGAGAAUCUUGUGUAUUUACACACUCCGCCAAGAUCGGUUGCUGUACUCCGGUCAUGAAGGUCAAUAAUCAGUAUUUCAUAACAAACAUUGUAAAUGGUAAAGCUCAGUAUUCCAUUUUCUGCGUCGAGUUAUAUUGCACAUUUCCUUUAAACAUCGCUUUAAGUUGUUUAGUCAUUUUUUUCUAACGCUAGCGCGCGUGAUCAAGCUGUUCUUUUUUAAAUACAGUCAUAAGUCAUAAUUAACAUCGCUUCAACAGCAACAGUAACAUGUUCAGUUUGACUUGAGCCGUAAAAAGGAUGUCUCUAUCUAUUUAACAAAUUGACAUCAGA
This is a messenger RNA of Actinia tenebrosa (Australian red waratah sea anemone), 3212 nucleotides long. RefSeq lists its product as uncharacterized. The record is from RefSeq and is a predicted model, not a curated record. NCBI's taxonomy places the organism in Eukaryota, Metazoa, Cnidaria, Anthozoa, Actiniaria, Actiniidae.